Molecule: messenger RNA, 2026 nt
Organism: Solanum verrucosum
Lineage: Eukaryota; Viridiplantae; Streptophyta; Magnoliopsida; Solanales; Solanaceae
Product: two-component response regulator-like APRR2
Exons: 11
Coding region: 130-1809 (559 amino acids)
Biological process (GO): positive regulation of DNA-templated transcription; phosphorelay signal transduction system
Cellular component (GO): nucleus
Molecular function (GO): DNA-binding transcription factor activity; transcription cis-regulatory region binding
Source: RefSeq, a predicted model, not a curated record
UCUUGUGACUAACUAAAAAGUGUACAGGUUUUUGGUGAUUAAUGAAUUUGUUCAUGUGUGCAGAUGCUGAGAAGUGAGCAUCAUAAUUAGAGGCUUGUUUGGGUGCCUGAAAAGGAUGCCAAUUCAGAAAUGGUUUGCACUGAGAAUGAAUUAUUGGAGUGGAAAGAUUUCCCAAAAGGACUCAGAGUCCUCCUUCUUGAUAAAGACUCCAAUUUUGCCUCUCAAAUGAGAUCAAGGCUUCAACAAAUGGACUAUAUAGUUCACACAUUCUGCAAUGAGAAUGAGGCUUUGUCUGCAAUCUCAAGCAAGUCGGAAGUAUUCCAUGUUGCCAUUGUAGAGGUAAGUGCUGGCAACAGCGAUGGAGGAUUCAAAUUUCUCGAAAGUGCUAAAGAUCUACCAACUAUAAUGGUGUCAGAUAUUCACUCUAUUAACAUCAUGAUGAAGUGUAUAGCGCUCGGUGCAGUUGAGUUCCUUCAGAAACCAUUAUCAGAUGAUAAACUGAGAAAUAUAUGGCAGCAUGUAGUUCACAAGGCAUUUCAUUCUGGAGGAAAGAAUGUCUCUGAGUCACUUAAGCCGGUUAAAGAAUCUCUUUUGUCCAUGCUAGAGCUCCAACCAGUAAAGCGCGAAGCAGAUAAUGAGAAUACUAAUGAAGCUGAACCCUUGACCUCUGUGGUGGAAAACCAAAAAACAUCAUCAUCCUGCUGCGAUAAAUAUCCAGCUCCUUCAACCCCACAACAGAAACAAGGAGUAAGGUUAGUGGAUGAUGGUGAUCUCCAAGAUCAUACUAUCUUGUCAAAUGAACAAGAUAGUGGGGUGCAUGAAGGGGACACAAAAUCUGUCGAAACUACUUGUUGCGAUUCUGUUGCUGAGACUACUGUCUUGGCAGAUUCUUCCGAGCGACUAGGAGAGGCUAUCACAAAGGAGGAGCAUGAUUCUGCUGCUGAUCAAAAUAUGGAGGAUCCUAUUGCUACUUGUUCACGAAGUAAUGACAAUGGCAGUGCUUGUUCUGCUGACCCGAACAAAGCUUAUGGUCUCCAUAGUUCAAGUGGGACAAAAGCUAAUAAGAAGAAAAUGAAGGUAGACUGGACACCUGAACUACACAAGAAAUUUGUUAAAGCAGUCGAGAAAAUUGGUAUAGAUCAAGCCAUUCCUUCUCGAAUACUAGAGCUGAUGAAAGUAGAAGGCCUGACGAGACAUAAUAUAGCUAGCCAUCUCCAGAAAUUCAGGAUGCAGCGGAGGCAAAUUUUGCCAAAGGAGGACGAAAAAAGAUGGCCUCGUCCUCAACCUAGAGAUUCAGUACAGAGGACCUAUUAUCCACAUAAACCUGUCAUGGCCUUCCCAAACUAUCAUUCUAACCAUGCGCCGACAGCUGGUCAAUUCUAUCCUGCCUGGAUACCACCAGGAGGUUACCCGAAUGGUGCACAUAUGUGGGGUUCGCCUUAUUAUCCUGGAUGGCAACCACCUGAGACAUGGCACUGGAAUCCUCAACCAGGGCUGUACGCUGAUGUAUGGGGUUGCCCCGUUACGCCUCCAUCUCUAGGAUCAUGUACGCCAUACCCUCAGAAUGCAUCUGGAUUUCACAGGGCUGAGGGAAUACAGAAUAGAUAUAGCAUAAUAGAGAAAUCAGCUGAUCUUCACCCGGCAGAGGAGGUGAUAGAUAAAGUAGUGAAGGAGGCAAUAAACAAGCCAUGGUUGCCUCUACCCUUGGGCCUAAAACCUCCUUCAACGGAGAGUGUUCUCGACGCACUUUCUAAACAAGGCAUCUCCACCGUCCCUCCACGCCACCGCCGCUCUCAUCGCCCCUACUGACAUGCCGGUUGCUCACCGGGAGUCCCACACACGGAGGCGCGUGUUUCAACGCUCUACCCAUGCGCGUGGCGAUUGACUUCACCCGACACAGAAGAAAAAAAGUAGAUCCUUUAACUGAUCCGAUAAAGGUCUUGCUCGUGUGCUGUCCCUUACUGCUGUGUGGCACAGAAUCAGCCACGUGGUUGGGUUUGAUUGAGCGAAAAUGUUUCGUUUUUUU